Molecule: messenger RNA, 3213 nt
Organism: Chondrus crispus (carragheen)
Lineage: Eukaryota; Rhodophyta; Florideophyceae; Gigartinales; Gigartinaceae
Exons: 2
Coding region: 1-3021 (1006 amino acids)
Source: RefSeq, a predicted model, not a curated record
AUGCUCGUCGCGGUGCUGCUGCUCGCCCUGCUGGGCUGCGUCGCCCGGUCCGCAAAGGUGUACCGCUACAACGCCGGCGGCCUGAGAGUAGGCGACUACGAGCCAGACCCGAUCAACUUCGUCAAGGGGAAGAACCUCUUCCACCGCGGCCCCCGCAUGUCUGGCCUGGGCGUCGGCACGUCGCAUCGCUGGGCGGGCGACACCGGCUUCGCGUAUGAGUUCCCCACGGGAGAGGGCACGUUCGACAUCGACCUCGUCUUUGCAGAGAUCUUCGAGCCCGCCCAGACCGUUGGGGGACGCGUCUUCAGUGUCGCUGCCGAGGGCGAGAUCCUGCUCGACAACUAUGACGUGUACAAGAAGGUCGGCGCAAACAAGGAGCUCAAGGAGACCCUGAGCAACAUCAAGACCACUGACGGCACGCUCAGCUUGUCCUUUAUUAAGGGCCCUCAGGAGAAUCCUAUGGUUUCCGGCAUUUCUAUCAGGCAGUCAAACGGCGAGGAUUUCGAAAUGGGCGAAGCUGUGACCGGGGAGGGCACCGAUGGCAAGGCACCUGAUAACAUCCCCGACGGAUCCGAUUUCGAUCACCAGGCCCACGCUGUCGCCGGUGGCCCGUACACCGAGACCGAUUUCAACAACGACGGAGAGAUCAUUCUCAAGUUGGACGGCACUCUAUCGCACUCCCAUUAUAACAACCCGGAUACGGGCGAGAGCGGCGUCAUCAAAAAAUAUUCAUGGGCAGUGAAUGGCAAAACUAUCAGUGAAAAGCCCAUUUUCACAGCAAAAUUUCAACUAGGCGUCACCAAGCUCGUGCUCACCGUCACGGAUCAAAAGGGUGACACUGCCACCGCAAACACCGAGGUCCUGGCUCUGCCGUCCAGCGUCGGCGGUGUCUACUGCUAUUACUACGGCGAUACCAACUCCAUCGACCCUAAACUCAAGUCUAACCCCCGUCCAGAGGAGGGCCAUUCGAACAAUGUCAUCGACUUUGACGACGACGAGUUCAAGUUUUCGAGAAAGGAUGCCCCCGCAAAUAUCGGUGGCACAGACGAAUGGGCCGCCCGCUGCUUGACCGACGUCACUGUCCUCACCACCAAGAGAUAUAAGCUCUCCGUCAAGUACCGCGGCGCGGGUGCCGCUAUCUACGUCAAGGGCGUCCUCAAGGCCUCCGGCGGCGCUAGCGACAAGGGCCCGAAGACCAUCACGGCGAACACGGUGCUUACCAUCGGCGCCACCUCGGUCCAGGUCAUCUACUAUCAGAAGGGCUCUCCGAGUUCCCUCCAGUUUUUGAUCGAUGAUGAGAUCGCUCCGCCGAGCGCACUCGGCUUCCAGUCCUCCGACAUCAUCCCUACCAUCUCGCGCACGAGCUCGCCCACCGCCAACCCCGACGGCAACGGCCAGCUCCAGAUCUCGGGCACCGGCUUCUUCAACAACCCUACUGUCAAGAUUGGGAAUCAUAUCGCCAGUUUCUCCGUCGUGUCUGCAACCGAGAUAGUCGUCAACCCCAUUCCGUCUGAGGCGGAGGCUGGUUCUACCGUUGCCCCCAUUACUGUCACGAACAACGCGGGUGUGUCCAACGUGAUGGAGCUCACAUACGAAGAUAAUGGUGGCAAGGGCGUCUCGUGGGAUCAGACCUUCUUGAAGUCCGCUUCGGGCGACAGGCUGAGUGUCAAGCAGAUCACUUCUAUAGCCAUUGGCCCCGAUUCCAAGUACUAUCUGGGUUCCAUACAGGGUUUCGUCACCAAUCUCGACGUCGAUAAAGAUCUCAAGGUUACGUCGCAGUGCGUUGGGGACAAGCUUGGGGACAGUAGAGCGAUUCUUGGUCUUGCGUUCAACUACAAGUCCUCUGCGGUCCGCGUGUAUGUUACCUCCAACACUCUGUACUGGGCUUUUGGUGGUCCUUUCAAGGGCAAGGUAGAUGGAUGGGCAAACGGCGCGGUCGAAACCUUUAUCAGCGGUUGUGGCUGCCUGUGCUACGAAAAGAAGAUUGUUACGGGUCUUCCAGUGUCAAACCACGAUCAUGGGGUGAACGGACUUGUCUUUUUGCCUAAUGGCGAUCUGUUGAUCAACGUGGGCGGUGCGACAAAUGCCGGAGUCAACACUCCUGGUAACAAGCUCGGCGGCUGGCCGGAGAGCCCGCUAUCGGCGGCCGUGGUCAUCGCCAAGCUGUCCAAGGGUAGUUCCUUCAAUGGAAACAUCAAGUAUGAGCAGUACACCGACCCGGAGACAACCAAGCAGACCGCUGGUGACGUGUCGGUGUAUGCGCCAGGCCUCCGAAAUCCGUUUGGGAUUACGCUGUUGACGAACGGGGAGGUUUGGGCCACGGACAAUGGGGGUAACUUUGACUUUGGAGAAGUGAGCAAGGAUUGUACGACAGACAUUCCAUUCAGCGAGAAAAUGUAUGAUGAAAUCAACAAGAUCAUUCCCGGGCUGUACUACGGGCACCCCAACCGAAACCGGGGGGGAAGCCAAUGUGUGUUCCAGGGGGGCUCAGGAAAGGCAGCCACGCUGGUUACAAGUGCGACCACGGGUAUCGCGGAGUAUACCUCCAACGUGUUUGGGAAGGACCUGAAGGGGGAACUGAUUCUGAGCAAAUACCCGGCCUCCGGGUCUGGGCAGGUGUGGCGUAUGAAGGCGGCAGACCAAGCUGAGGAAAUUGCGAUGGCCGACUACUCUGGUUUGUCUGUAGUUGUGGGAAAACACGGGGAACUGAUCAUGCCGCGCGUACAGCAAGGUUUCGUAGCCGUGUUGAAACCGAAGUAUUCCGUGCCAUCGGAACCGAUGGUGAUUGCUGUAUCUCCGAGACGGGGACUGGGCGGGUCGAAGGUGUUUGUCUCGGGAGAAAACUUUGCAGAAGGAAUGUCUGUGAGCUUUGGCGGGAAGGCGGGGACAGACAUUGACGUAGUGAAUUCCAACGGGCUUUACGUGAAGGUACCUAGUGGGUCUGGUAAUGUUGUAGUGCAGGUGACAGUUGGUGGGGCGACGUCGGCCAAUCCGGAGGGAUAUGACUUUAUUUACGCUUAGGUUUGGGAGAGUAGACGGAGAGUGCGAUGUAACUUUUUUUUCACGGGAGAGGCAGGCGGAGAGGGCUGUUCGAAGGUUUAUAGCGAGGUGCUGUGUUCCGCUGCACCUUGAAGGUAGGCUUGCCCUCGGGUGGGAAUGCCACCGGGGCACAUUUAGAUGACAUACACAUAUUAAAGAAACAAAAUAUGAAAA